CGGGCAAUUACUGGUGAGGUAUCGAAUAUGCCACAGGAGUCGAAGAGACAGGGAGUGUCUUCUUCUGAGAUCGUUCUCGGUUUCCCGAUUGGAAAGGACGGUCAGCCGAGGCGAGAAUCGCAACAGGCAUAUGCUUUCCUUCCAAUACGUGAUUAUGGAUUCGAGUUUCUCAUACAAGCCGACUUCCUCUUGAUCGCCAGUCGAGAAGACAUCGAUGACUCGUCGGAAUGGAACCAUGCACUUCGUGCAGCUUUGUUCCCUGCACUCUUGGACACUGUAAAGGAGUUCAAUAAAGGCAAAUUUCGAUACUCUUGGCCUAGAUAUCUUCCCAUCCGAGAGCCGCUACAGAGCUUUCUCAAACCAUUCCAUCUUGAAAUGCGAAACAAGCUCGCAUUGCAAGAUGUCCUUUACUCACAAUCGGGGACUUUAACUCGUCCGAAUAGUCUUAUAUAUGUUCCAGAAAAGUUCACAUUCAAUGCAGCGCCGCUAACCAUCAGCGCCCAAACAUCUGGCCGCUAUCUUUCUGGUCGUUAUCUGGAGUCUGAUUUGAAGUACCUCGAAGUGAUGAGUGUUGAAGCAAUGUCAGAGUUGAGAUUCUUCGCCGAAUUAACCUCGUUUCUCAAGACUUCCAUGGGCGUCUUCAAGACAAAGUCCCGGGCAUGGCAUUCGCAUCUUGCAAGCAUACUGAUGCGACUUCCACGAGAAUACUACACUCAACUCGCCGAUCUCACACUCGUGCCUCUCAACAACGGAACCUGGAUCGCCGCAAAUGGCCGACAGAUUCUCUUCCCCGCCGCCAAAGCAGAAUUCGAACUCCCAGGUGGUCUUGAGCUCUCAGUAGUAGACUCCACAGCUGCCGCUGAUCCAGCUCGGAAGAAGCUAUACAGCUUCCUAGGGGUCGGGGAUCUAGAACAGGAGCCAGUCGUACGACACAUUCGAGACUUGCAUCAAAAUAAUCGCGUAAAUUCAAGCUCCGUAUCUCGCGGUGCCCUCGUCUCGCAGAUCAAGUUCCUUUACUCUGCUGCGUGGAUAAAUCCCGAGUUCCAGAGAUUUUGGUUUAUGUCUGAAUCUGGACAGCGCAUCCAUGGUUCGCAGCUGUAUCAAGACUCGACAAAGGCGCUCUCGGCGACGUUCUUCUUUGGUGCGCAUAGAAACAAGUUUCGCUUUAUCCACAAAGAUUAUAUGGAGGCUUCAGGACAGGGCAGGAAAUGCGAUCUGUGGGUUGCCUGGUUGGAGGAGAAGAUGGACGUUGCUACGAUCCCUAGACUGGUUUCUACGACCACCGACAGAGGUUUCAAACUUUCCGAGGACUUCGAGUUUAUCAUCAAGACGUUCCCAUCUUUUGCCGUUCUGGGUCUUCUUCGAGAGAACUGGGACAAAUACUCUAGAUUCUUUGAUCCGGAUGAGUUGAAGAAGUGGAAUGAAAAGGAGAUAGGGGUGAAAUAUGACACUAAGAGAUUCCAUAUUUCCGGUGAUCGACUGAAGCAGAAACUGAGUUCUAUGCUUGUUACUUGCACCGAUGGCAAGAAGCAUCGGUUGGAUACCACGUUCCUUCCAUCGAAAGAACUUCUCGUGCUGAGCAUACUUGGUGUUUCUAUCAAGGUCGAUGUUUCAGUCUAUCUGCGCUGCUUGGAACAGCUUGCGCUUGAGAGCUCGAAUGACAGUGCUCGGAUUAUGAAGCUGUUAGAUACGAUUCAGUAUCGAUGUGGCGAUGAGAAAGAAGCCGCGAUCAUCAAAAAAUUCUUCACGGACAGAAAUAAUCUGAUAUACAUACCCGCUGCGAGGAAAGGGGCAAAUUCGACAUGGCUUCCCAAAUCUCAAUGUCGAUGGAAAGGUCCUCCAUUGGGAAAAGUCGCGAAAGAGCCGCGGACUUUCAAGAGUCUGAAAGACAUUUAUCCUGGGAAAAACACACUGUUCUGCGACAUCCUCGGUAUCCAGGACGCUACACUCCGCGAUCUCUUGGAAGAAGCCAAAUCCUUCGCUGUAGGCGACUCCUUAGCGCACAUCACCUCCAUCUUCCACGCCAUGGAGAAACUGCUUGAAGAAGACGAACAUCCCAUCUCCACCACGGCCGAACUGCGGAAUUUUGAUUUCAACCACCGUGAGAAGAUGUUCCCCGUUUCCAAGGUCUGGAACCUGGACACCGACGAAGCAUCCGAGUUCCAGGACUCGUCUGUUGUCUCGGAAUGGUUUAUCGCGGAUACGGCACCUCUUCGUACUAUUUUUGCGGGUGUGGUUCCGUUACUGGAUGUCAAGGUCGAUGAUCUGGCUCCGAUGGAUCAAGUGUUAACGGAACUGGGGCUGAAAUCGAGGUUAUUAAGUAAGCAGGUUGUCAGUGUACCGAAGACUCAUGGGACGGUCGUGUUAAACGAAGAACUUACCAGCCUUUCAGAUCGAAGAUUAAUCCCCACAACCAAAAACCACCGAGCUCGGCGCCAAGAAAUCGUCAAAGAGCUGCGCAACCUUCAAGUCUACACCGCCGACGAAGUCAUCCAAGAAUGGUGUGUAACCUACAAGAAAAAAGCCGUCAAAGGCCCACCGGGCAACGGCCGCGUUGCUCUCGUUGCAGAAAACGAUGUGCUUAAGAUCUACUUAGCGGUCAAAGGAGGGUUUGAGAUGGAGCAAACGCCCAUAGAGCUUGUGGAUGAGAUGUUCACUUUUUGCGGGAUGCAGGCCCAGAAUCCGCCGCAUAGCGAGAUGUGUUUGCAUAUUGCGCUCUCGCAGGGCAACCUUGCAGGGAUCUCGAAGGUUUUUGCUGAUAAGGGGAUUCCGAGUCUGGAGGGGUUGAAGUUCGCAGAUAGGAGGACGUCUGAAGAUGGUACGAAGGACGAAAUGGAGGAAGGUCAGGGAGCAGAUGGGUCGAAGAAUAAAUUCCGUGUACUUCGUGAGUUACCUCUUAUUGUUCUAGGGUUGCCUGUUGGAAUCGUCGUUGGAGUGGGAGCAGGAGUGGGCUCGUUGAUCAAGUCAAGAAAGCUUUUCGAUGGUAAAGUGGAUGGAGACGAUGAUAAGAUCGACAAAAGCAAUCCAAAGCCGAAGAAGAAAGUCAAGCCUGCCAAGCCGCAAAGACCUGCUAAGGCACCGAAACAAGGAGACAGUGGAUUCGACAACUUCCAAAACUCGCUUUCGAGAGGUCUUGCACGCCUACAGCUAGCAACACUUUGCUCCGAGACCGUCGCAUUCAGAGGCGAGCUCUACGUCCACAAAAUCCUUGCCUCAGCCCUAGGUCAAAACUACAACCCCCUUAUACACUGGACUUUCCCCCGCCGUUCCCGCGCCCACAUACCCCGCUUCCACACCAGCAACUCCUUCAGCCACGCAACAUUCACAUUCACCGACCCGUCAGGAGCCUUCACCCAGCUCCUACACACGCACCACUACCCCGGCGCCGCGAACUGGGCCGCCGACCCGCCGACGUACCAUAUCGACGUUAAGGCCGCGAAAGGCGACGUGAAGUCCGAGUUUGUGCUCAGUCCGGUGGAGUUUGAGCGUGCGAAGAGAUUUAGCGUUUUGAUGAGGGAGGAGGGGAAGGGGCCGAGGGAUGUGUAUAUUUUGGCGCGGGUGUUUGAUGUUGGGGUGCAGGAGGAGGGGGAGGGGGAGGAGAGUAGGAUGGUGUUUUUGGUGGAUCCGUGGGAGUUUUGGCAUGCGGGGCGGAUGGGGGUUAGGGUUGAGGGGAGGGUUUUGGGGACUAUUGUUUGA
Molecule: messenger RNA, 3696 nt
Organism: Mollisia scopiformis
Lineage: Eukaryota; Fungi; Ascomycota; Leotiomycetes; Helotiales; Mollisiaceae
Exons: 6
Coding region: 28-3696 (1222 amino acids)
Source: RefSeq, a predicted model, not a curated record